GGAAACGCGAUAACACUUCGCGAAAGCCUCGUUUUCGAAGCCACGUUCGUGUCAAACCCGGCAGCUCUUCGCAGAGCUUGUACGCGGCCCGCCACGCGUAAGCCGCACCAUCCCAAACCGGCGCCCGUUUCAUCGUUAGUCGGGGGCAUAGCUUGAUGUCUGACAAUGCACUGCUCAUAUCCCGACCACUCAGAGGACUCGCAUCACCAUCAUGGCUACGUAUGCGGCUACGAUGGCCUUCGUUGUGGACCCUCUGACAUCUGCCAUGAAAGUGUCAGAACUUCAACACCAGCCCGUGCCGCCGAGGGGUUCUCAACCUGUUUCUGAUUUGGUUCUUCUAUCCUGCGGCUGUACUUUGUCCAAUUGCUCAACAGUCGCUUUGGUCAAAUCCUCAGAUUUGACGAACUUCGGCUACUCAGUUCCCAGGCAAAGGGGCCUUCCAGAUGAGUCCAUGCGUGAUGCUGACUCGUCCUGA
Messenger RNA from Dothidotthia symphoricarpi CBS 119687, 475 nucleotides. RefSeq lists its product as uncharacterized. NCBI's taxonomy places the organism in Eukaryota, Fungi, Ascomycota, Dothideomycetes, Pleosporales, Dothidotthiaceae. The coding region runs from base 212 to 475 and encodes 87 amino acids. The transcript has 2 exons. The record is from RefSeq and is a predicted model, not a curated record.